Colletes gigas is the source of this 3200-nucleotide messenger RNA. RefSeq names its product intraflagellar transport protein 88 homolog (gene nompB). The record is from RefSeq and is a predicted model, not a curated record. Gene Ontology annotation, molecular function: kinesin binding. NCBI's taxonomy places the organism in Eukaryota, Metazoa, Arthropoda, Insecta, Hymenoptera, Colletidae. The transcript has 16 exons. Bases 173 to 2647 code for a protein of 824 amino acids. Gene Ontology annotation, cellular component: ciliary base; non-motile cilium; centriole. Gene Ontology annotation, biological process: non-motile cilium assembly; intraciliary transport.
CGCAGAUGUAACUAGAAAAAUUCUAUUUAUCACGUGGAAAACUCGAAAGACAAAUCAAUUGUGUAACGCAGUUUUUAACAAUUAUUGUUCGUUUCUCAGGAUAAUUCUAAUUUUGAUUAUAUUGUAUUACAGCGUCCGUUUGCCUAAGUAACGGCAUUUUACAGAAAUAUUCAUGAUGACUGCUGCACAACUUGAUGAUGAUAUUUAUGAUGGAUAUAACGAUUAUUCAUCAGUAUACAAUAUCAAAGAUAUUGAACAAGAUGAUUUUUUUCAAGAAACUCUUAAUACAGGAUAUGGAAGAAGGUCGAUUUUUACACCAAAGGUGCCUGGUACUGCAAUGCGUUUAGGUACAUCAAGUGGAUUUCAUAGAACCGGUACAGGUAUUUCUGUACGUCCAAGUACUAGUGGUAUUCGGCCAAUGACUGCAGUCAGAGGUGCUGGUUAUACCAGCAGCAGCCGCCAACCUUUUGAUCCACUUAAUAUGAGUAGUAGUGUUAAAGGACCUGCACCACCCUUAGAAACUGGGAAAGAAGACACGCCGACAGAGAAAAUAAAAGUAACUGAAAGAAAAAUAAUGGAGAUAAUAGAGAGUUCAGUAGAAGCAGCAUAUGAAAAUAACAUGAGAGUUGCUCUAGAGAGAGCAAGAGAAGCAUCUUCAAGAGAACGGGCUCUUAUUAGACUGCAAGAGCAAGCUGGACUCAGUGACAGUCACAAUGUAGAUUUAACAUUUGCUGUUAUUUUUAAUUUGGCAACUCAAUAUACCAACAAUAAUAUGUUUACAGAAGCUAUAGCUACAUAUCAAGCUAUAACAAGAAAUAGAAUGUUCAGUAACAGUGCUAGACUUAAAGUGAAUAUGGGAAAUAUAUAUGUUAAAAUGGGGCAAUUGUCCCAGGCAAUUAAAAUGUAUAGAAUGGCAUUUGAUCAAGCACCAGCAGCUCAUAAAGAUUUAAGAAUAAAAAUAAUGCAUAACAUUGGAAUGUUAUUUGUACAAAUGGGUCGUUUAGAAGAAGCAGCUAAUAGUUUUGAAUGGGUGAUGAAAGAAAGAGCUGAAUUUAAAGCAGGGUUGCAUGCUGUUUUAUGCCAUUUUGCGUUGUCUCAUAGAGAUAAAAUGAAAAGAGCAUUUUUAGAGUUAUUAGAAGUUCAACUUAACAUAGAUCAGGAGGACAGAUAUAACAUAAGUACUGAUGAUGUUGUUUCUAAUAUAUUAAAUGAAACUUUGAAAAAUGAUGAUUUAUCCAAGUUAGAGAAAGAAUUGAAAUUGGAAGCUGAGAAAACCAUACUUUCUGCUGCAAAACUUAUAGCACCUAGUAUCGAGGAUACGCUAACCGCGGGAUUUGCUUGGUGUGUCGAUACUAUAAAAUCUUCAGCUUAUGGGCUACUAGCUGCUGAUUUAGAAAUUAGUAAAGCUAUGGUAUUUUUACACAAUCGAGAAACUCAGUUAGCUAUCGAUACAUUGAAAAUGUUCGAAAAUCGAGAAAGUAAAGCUAAUAGCGCAGCUGCGACCAUGCUUUCGUUCAUUUAUUUCCUUCAAGGAGAUUACGAUCAAGCAGAAAGAUGCGGGGAAAUCGCUCGAAGUGCGGAUACUUACAAUGCGGCAGCUUAUGUUAAUUUAUCCGCUUGCGCAAUCAGAAAGGGCGAAUUACAUAUUGCUAGAGAGCUUCUCUUUUGUGCGUUAGACACGGAUGCUAGUCACGUGCAGGCGCUUUAUAAUUUAGGAUUAGUGUACAAAAAACAAGGUAUGUACGAGGAAGCGUUGGAAUGCUUUUGGAAAAUUCGUAAUAUUGUUAGACACGACCCACAAACGCUGUAUCAAAUUGGUCAUUUGUAUCAACUGACGAACGACAUAGACCAGGCAUCGGAAUGGUUUAAUCAGUUGCUGGGUAUAAUACCAUCUGACCCUGGAGUUCUGCAAAAGAUAGGGGAAAUGUAUGAUGGAACUGGAGAUAAGCAACAAGCAUAUCAAUUUUAUAGCGAUUCUUACAGAUUUUUCCCUGCAAAUUUCGAAGUAAUUGAUUGGCUUGGGUCGUAUUUUGUGUCAAUGCAGGUUGCCGAAAAGGCUUUAGUUUAUUUCAAGAAAGCAGUGCAACUUGCUCCCGAUGAUCCAAGAUGGCGAUUACUUGUCGCGGCAUGUUUAAGACGAACUGGCCAAUUUCACAAAGCUCUUUUAGAGUAUCAAGAUAUUCACGAGAAAUUUCCUGAAAAUGUUGAGUGUCUUAAAUUUUUGGUUCGUUUAUGUAGCGAUCUUGGUUUAAAGGAGGCACAGUUAUAUGCAACGGAAUUAAAGCGAGCCGAAAAAGCAAAGGAACUAAAAGAUAGACAAGGAUCGGCAAGACAAGGAUCGAGAAUGAGUAAUAGCGGGGCGUCAUCGCGAACUGGUUCAGGAAUGAGUGUAUUGUCAGAUCACAGGUCGAGUCCCACUUUUGGCAGAAGAGAUGCUCAAAGUUUGAGUAGUGCUGGUGUUUCACGACCUAACCGAAUGUCUACAACUGAAAAUUACGCAGAAACGGUGUCCGAUGUGAACGAUCAACCGAGUACUUCGUAUGUAGAUCCGGUAGGUCCUCUCCCUAUUCGUCCCAUGACGUCCAUCGGGAAAAGGGACGAUGAUUUUGGCGACGAAGAACUCGGUGAUGAUCUUUUACCGCAGUAACGUGAAAUAUAAUGUUUAUCAUUUCUUUAUUGCACUGUACUGCUUCUACUAAUGUAAUAUAAGUCGUAUCGCGAUUGAUGUUUGUACAACUUUAGAAAUUAAAUGAAACAUUGACAGAAAAUUUGACGUCGACCAUUAACUGUGUGUCAAUGACUUCAUGCGCGCUGAAAUGCGUGUCAUAAAAAUUUCAAAAAAAGACAAAUGUAUAUUCAAACAAAUAUCAAUUACGUUCGCAAAUAACGUUUUUAUCGGCACUUUAUAGCUAGAUUUCAAUAUGCUUUCAGUCUAGACGCGUACUACGAAUUCCUUAAUUAUCAUUGCGGAGUGCAAGAUGUUUAGUUGUGCGUAACAUGGUGUCGUACAUUAUGAAGCCACGAGGGUCGACCGAUUGUAACGAUCUAAAUUUAAACACGGUGGCCAAUUUAAUCAAACUCCAUUCAGUGUAUGGUAGUUUAGGAGACGGAUGUUAUUUUAUUGCAGCUACUUUCAAACUUCAUUCAACGGGCACAAUGCGAGCGUUCCUUUAGGAGCAUACGAAAGCGUGGGCAGUAAC